AUGUACACGUUCCAGGGCAAUGAUACAUGUGCUUGUCAAUGGCUUUGGUUGAUCGAGAAAUCUGUGCGGCAUCAUGAAGAUGCACCUACCCUAGUGGGAACGCACUGGAGAUUCAAUGUGGAGCAACCGUUUCAGCUGCCUCCGUCUGAUGAUUUUCAUCCUGCGAUGUUGCGUCGUUUCCAAGCUCUGCCAGACAGUCCUGAAAGUCACCCUGUUCGGUUGCGUUUUGCAACGGCCAAUGUCAUGAACAUGUUUCCUGGACAAGAUUUCGCUUCGGGUUAUUUGGGCGCUCGUGCUGAAGCCUUAGCUGAUCAGUUCAUGAAUGAACGUCUUCAUGUCAUUGGUCUUCAGGAGACUCGUGCUCGGAUGACCGGGCACUCGUUCUUUCAACAGUUUCACGUUCUUUCUGGCCCAGCGACUGCACGUGGACAAGGUGGAGUUCAACUUUGGUUGCGCAAAUCCAUCCCCACAUCUGAUGGAACCAUUGAGAUCGAUACGACUGAUCUUCGUAUCUUGCAUGCCACCUCGCGCCGUCUGUUGGUCCGAUGGGCACAUCCUGGAUGCAAACUUCUCUUCUUGGUGGUGCAUGCACCUUCGGAUGAUGAAGAGGACGUCCUGCAGACGUUUUGGGACGCCACGACUGCAGCAAUACCUGCUGCCUAUCGUCAAUGGCCAAUGGUUCUGCUGACCGAUGCCAACAGUCGGGUUGGCAGUGUGACAUCCCCCUGCAUUGGUCCACAUCAAGCUGAUGAUGAGAACGGCAAAAGUGCUCAAUUUCACACGUGGCUCGCCAACCAUGAUCUUUUUCUGCCUCAGACCUUUGCGGAGUGUCAUGAUGGACCGGCUCCCACUUGGACACAUCCCAAAGGCACAUCAGCUCGGUUGGACUACAUUGCAGUUUCCAACAACUUUCCACAUGAUGGCGUGUCGACAUGGGUCAGCACACACAUUGAUUUGGCUCUUCAUCGCCGUGAUCAUGAUUGUGUUUGUGCUGAGCUUCAGCUUGAGUUCUUCCCAGCUGACAGAAGACCUCGUCACACUCGUGGAAGCAAGGUGCAGGAUGCCCCCCUGGAGGUCACAUGGGCGACUGAUGUUCACACGCAUGCUGCACGAUUGCAACAUUGGAUCAAGCAGUGGAACCCAAAACCCAGAAUUUGGCGCAAGCGUCAUCUUUCUGAUGAUACCAAGCAGUUGAUUGAUGCAAAGAGGCAUCAUUGGAAAUGUCUCAAUGCUGCACGCCGUCAUCAUUGUCGUGGUCUGCUUCGAGAGCUCUUUGCUGCAUGGCGUCAACCCCAUCAGGUGACCCGAUCUUUUCAAGGAUGGAGACGUGACUGUGACCGUGCGUACGCAUGGCAUCUUUGGGCAUAUGAAGAUCUGGCACCAAGAGUCGUGCAGGCUGUUCGCACAGAUGACUGCAUGUUUUACGAAAGCUUGGCUGCGCAAGCAGGAUAUGAGUCCUCCAAGAAUGCCCAGUCACUCUGGAAAACCUUGCAGCCUUUACUUCCCAGGUGGAGAAGUAAGAGAAAAUCCAAUCUCAGAUGUACCGGCCCGUCCUUGGAAGACCAAUUUGCACAUUACGAUGCAUUGGAAGCUGGACAUUGUGUGCCGUAUGGCGAACUUCUUCAACAAUGCCAUGCCGCCCAACACCAGGCUUUGGAUGAUAUUCCUCUGCAAAUUUGUUUGGAAGCUUUGCCCUCACGUUUUGCCGUGGAAACAUUGGGCUGCCGCAUCAAGACAGGCAAGGCAUCAGGCAUGGACUUAGUUUCGCCAGUGGCAUUGCAGCAUGCUUGCCGCCAACAUUCUGACAUUCUCCACGCCUUCAUGAUGAAGGUGUGGAUCUUGGGCGCAGAACCCAUUCAGGGGAAGGGAGGAAUCCUCCACCCGAUUGCCAAGAAAGAGGUGAGUCAGAAAAUCGAUGGCAUGAGAGGGAUCAUGUUGAUCGACGGCAUUGGUAAGUUGGUCCACUCGCACCUGCGUGGCCAAUUCUUACCGGCCUUGGAGCAUUUCCGGCUGCCGCUUCAGUUGGGUGGCUUUAGACGGAGUUCCACGUUGUUUGCCACCAUGUAUGUGCGUGCCUUCACCCAGCUUGCGGCGCAUCAUGUGGUUUCCUCCGCCAUCAUUUUCGUGGACAUCCGAAGUGCCUUUCACUCCAUGGUCCGGCAGUUGAUAUUUGGUGGCGCUGAAACCCUGCAUCCCAAACUGAGACAAGUCUUGACCGACAAUGGCAUUGACUUGACUGUGCUAGGUACCAAAUUGGCAAAGGCGCCUCCCAUUGAUUCAGCCCCGCUACUUCAGCCAGCCGCAAGACUCAUUCGGGAUGGGCAUUGUUUUACUUGGUAUGCGCUUGGUGCUUCUGAUGCCGUUCAUCAAACAGAACGUGGAAGUCGACCUGGCAGCCCCUUAGCAGAUGUUGCUUUCAACAGCCUCAUGGCAGUUGUCUUGCAAGACUUUCAGACCCAGUUAGAUCAGUUCUUGCCGAUCCAAGCUGCAUUCUCACAUUUGGGACUUCGGGCAGCUCCGGUUGCCUGGGUGGAUGAUCUUGCCGUACCGGUUGCUGCACUCAAGGCCAAUGAUCUGGUUUCGACCAUCGCUUGGACUUUACAAACCACGAUUGAAGUCUGCGCAUCCUAUGGCCUGACUCUCAAUUUGAAGCCCCGUAAAACGGAAGUGGUGUUGGCCUUUCGUGGUCCUGAUGCGCCUGCAUGUCGUCGUGAAUGUUUGGUCGCCAAUUUUGCUCGCAUUUCUGUUCCUCCUUUGGGACAACAUGUUCGAUGCGUGCCUGUGUAUGAGCACCUUGGCACCUGUUUUCAAGCAGAUGGAAGCAUUGAUGCUGAGAUCAGAAAUCGGGUGAGCCGUGCUGGCUUAGCUUAUCGCCAGAUUACCAAGUUGAUCUUGCGCAACAGGUACAUUGGUGUUAAUGUGCGUCUUCGUCUUCUUGAUGCACUUCUCAUGCCUGUGCUUCUGCACGGUGCUGGGAAUUGGCCACUGCUCACCGCCCAACAGGUCCAACGGCUUCAUACAACGUAUUUGAAAUGGAUCCGUACGGUCGUGGGCAAUGGAUUCUGGGCGCACAAUCAAUUGUCGGAUGUUCAUCUAUUGAUGAGUUGGCAGAUGCCAUCGAUUGAACUACGUCUGGCAAAGCAUCGUCUUCUUUUUGCAUUCCAUCUUUUCAUUGAUGCCCCGACUCAGAUCAUUGAAAUGGUUACAGCCCCUGAUGAGGCAUCCUGUUCUUGGUGGAAGGCACUACGACAAGCGCUUACAUGGCUCAUUUCCAUGGAUGCCACACUCAUUGCGUUUGAUCCCAUGACGGCCUCUCGAUCCAUAUUGCUUCAAUGGUUUGCUGAUCGACGUGACGAUGGUCCUCGUUUUGUUCGCCGACUCUACAAGAGAGCAUUGCUGCAGAACAAGGUCAUUGGCGUUAUUGCACCUAUUGUUGAAACCAAACAGGAUGACAGACACUUGCGAAUGCCUGCCACCGUUAUUCCUCACGUGCUCUCGCAGAUGGAGACUCAAUGUGAGACUCGAUUGGAUGCGGAUGCCCGGUGGUUGCAGGCGUGCCGCAAUGAAGGUUUGACUGACCCGAUCGACCAUGCUUGGGUACACAACUGCAAGAUGGCCUUUGAUGCAGUUCUUCGAGAUCCAUCCUUGCAGACAUUUGUUGAUCCUGAUCCUAUCCUUUGGCGCUUGACAAACUUGGCGGAUGGUCAUGGCCUUCCUCCAGCGGCCGAGGGUCUUGGCGCGUGGGCUCUUGCUGUUUGGAUGCAUGAUGACCUUCGUUUUUCUCGAUUUGCUCAUCUCUCGGUGGAAUUUUUUGGACGCUGUUUGGAAGCCAUCAGUCAAAUUGUUUUUCAGUCACCCGUUGGUAAGCUGGUGUGCUGGCGACGCCGCAUGGAUGGUGCCUUCUGCCCGCAGAACAUUGUCGAGAAGGACGCGCAAGAUCCGGCUACCGUGCGUGUGCGGGAGGUCAUUUUGGACCCUAUUCGCGAUCAGCACUCCUUGCUUUGCUCUAUCCUUCAACGUCCUCUACAUGUACCUCUUUGCCGAGGAGUACCUGUAUGUCGAGAAGGAGAUCAGCGGAUCAUUUGGAUUUUCCACCUUUUUAGUGGGCGCAGAAGGGUGGGUGAUUGUCAUUGGUGGCUUGAGCACAUUGGGCAUCAUUUGUGGCCGGGAGUCACCAUUCGUAUGCUCUCCCUGGAUACCGCUGUCCAUCCGGAGCUGGGUAACCUGGCCAAUGGAGAGAACUAUGAAUACGUUCGACGUUUUGCACAAGGUGGCCUUAUUGCAGGUGUUCUUGCUGGCCCACCGUGUGAGACAUGGUCGGCCGCGCAGCACAUCCAGCUGGAUGAUGGAGCUGGGCCGAGGCCGCUGAGAUCGGCUGCUCUUCCAUGGAGCCUGCCUGAAUGCACAGGGCAGGAAUUAAAGCAGAGCUCUAUGGGCACACAAUUGUUGAUGAAUACCUGGACCAUUGAAGUGGCGGUGGUCACCAAUGGCGGUGGUGCUAUUAUGGAGCACCCUUGGGAACAUCAACAACAGCCUGAUUCACAAGAUGAGCGUGCCUCCGUCUGGCGCACACAGGCUCAUCAGCAAUGGCUUAUGGCCCUUCCGGAUGCGGUCCGACACUAUGUGGAGCAGUAUGAGUACGGAGCGGCCGGAGUUAAGCCUACUUGCUUGCGGGCAUUGAAUUUGGGUGCUGCACCAGUGGUGGCUACGGCGCUACGUGAAGGAGCAGAGACGUGGCGCACUCGCCCUACGGCCGCGCUUGCUGGGCGCAAUGAGCGUGGCCUCUUUCGGACAGCCGCUGCCAAGGAAUACCCCAGCGCGCUGUGCCGUAGCAUGGUAGUGGCACUCAUUCGUGGGCUUAAAGCCCGUGCCCAUUUUGAAGGGUGGCGUGAACCCGCUGCCUGCACUGCCAAGGACAAGACUUGGCUUGCUGAUGCAUGGAGUGCGUCGGCAAAGGUCACGCGAUGGUCUUUCCUGCCAGACUAUCAAGGGGCCUGA
Cladocopium goreaui is the source of this 4998-nucleotide messenger RNA. Lineage: Eukaryota; Dinophyceae; Suessiales; Symbiodiniaceae. The record is from the annotation of a GenBank genome assembly.